CUCGCACCAAUCCACAUCCACCUUCAUGCCUAAAGUUAAAAAAAUCGUACAACCACCUGAUGUCCAACAGUCAUUGGGCGGGCAUCAGCAAGCUGGAUCGUUCGUCGGUAUCGAGGCCGUCGAAUUGCCUCGGGCUGUUGUUAUGAAGCUUGCGAAAUCGACAGGUCCUGGUAACAUGAAAUUAGCAAAAGAAGUUCCGGUCGCGCUUACUAAAGCCAGCACCGUUUUCAUUAACUACCUUGUGGCGAUUGCGCAUGAUAUCGCAGCGGCGCGGUCCGAGAAAUCACUCAACGCGCGACACGUUCUAGAGGCUUGUAAGGAGCUCCAAUGGGCCGACGGUGAUGAGCUUCAAAAGACUCUAAAGGUAGAACUAGAAGCUUUCCGAAAAUUGAAUGCAGCUAAGAAAGUGCAGAAAUCUAACAAACCGGAUGCCGAGACAACUUGAUUCAGAAGCAUCAUUGGGGAGUCCAUUAAAACUAGUACGACUUGCAGGAGACCAUGCUACUCACAGAGUGUAGGGAGCAGUCUACCUCCAUCUCUCCCAGUGAUUUGAGUCAAUCUCACAGCUCGCUACGCUUUUGAAAUGACAUGCAUGUUGCCAUCAAGCCAGCAUCACCAUGUACAGCCUACAAAGAGUUAACCAGGGCCAAGUGUCACUACCAACAUUAUUCAAACAUGACGUGUAUCCAUUUAAACUAACACACAAAUGUAUUAAUUUUAAAUUCAUUUAAGUAGUCUUCAUAUCUUGUCUUGUAUAGAAGGUACAACUCAACUCCGGCUUUGAUUUGAACUCUACUCCUUAGAAUUUUUUGUGUAAGAUUGCACAACUUCCACGAAAUUUCAGAUUGGUUGCGAUGAUUGUUGGAG
Puccinia graminis f. sp. tritici CRL 75-36-700-3 is the source of this 867-nucleotide messenger RNA. RefSeq lists its product as uncharacterized. Bases 26 to 445 code for a protein of 139 amino acids. Gene Ontology annotation, molecular function: chromatin DNA binding; protein heterodimerization activity. NCBI's taxonomy places the organism in Eukaryota, Fungi, Basidiomycota, Pucciniomycetes, Pucciniales, Pucciniaceae. Gene Ontology annotation, biological process: DNA damage response; leading strand elongation; heterochromatin formation. The record is from RefSeq and is a predicted model, not a curated record. Gene Ontology annotation, cellular component: epsilon DNA polymerase complex; CHRAC. The transcript has 5 exons.